GGGCAGAGAGGAGCCGCAGAUGCGGCCGGCUUUCGGGGGCUGCGCUCCGGCGCCCUCCGGCUCCUUCCCCCGCCGCUUUGGCGCGAGUCAAAGGAGAGGAGGGGGCGCGGGGAGCCGCUCCGCGCUGCGCGUCUGUCCCGCAGCGGCUUUUCCCCCCUCUUUCGGCUCCGAGCAAAAACCACGCAAGAAAGAGCGGUAACUUCAGUGUAUUGAUUAGCUGAAACGCCGGAGCAAUAGCUCGGGUCUCGGGAAGGAAGGACGUUUUCCGGAUGGCUGGACAGUAGACUUCUGUUACUUGGGAAGUUUGUACUGAAGAUGAAUUUACAUCCGUAUAUGCUGCAAAUAAUAGUUUUUGUGCUUGCUGGAAUAUCACAAAGGAUUAUGUACGAUACAUCUGUACCUGUUUCGGUUUCGGCGGAGCUGGCCAUGAUGCUAUGGUUCGUGGUCGGUGCCCUCUUCCCGACGCUGCUCCUGGCUGCACCGCCCCCCAUAAACAAGCUCGCCCUCUUCCCGGACAAGAGCGCUUGGUGCGAGGCCAAGAACAUCACCCAGAUCGUGGGCCACAGCGGCUGCGAGUCCAAGUCCAUCCAGAACAGGGCCUGCCUGGGACAGUGUUUCAGCUACAGCGUCCCCAACACCUUCCCUCAGUCCACGGAGUCCCUGGUUCACUGCGACUCCUGCAUGCCAGCCCAGUCCAUGUGGGAAAUCGUGACGCUGGAUUGCCCAGGCAACGACGAGAUCCCCAGGGUUGACAAGCUGGUGGAGAAGAUACUUCACUGCAGCUGCCAGGCUUGUGGCAAGGAGCCGAGCCACGAGGGAGCCCUGUUCAACGUCUACCUGAACGCGGAGGAGAACAUGCCCGCCGAGGGCCCCAGCCCCCAUCACUACGCCCACCACCAACAGGACGUGGAAGAGCCUCCAGCCUCCAGCCACCACCACCACGAGGAUGAGGGCGACGAGUGACCUGGCCCUCGGGGACUGUCCUUGCAGGCGGCGUGUGCACACGUGCGCGCGCGCGCGCGCGCGCCAGGGAGAGGGCCGGGGCUGGGGAGGGAGGGGGGGCGGUGGCGUCUUUCCUUGUCUUAUAGCUACCCUCACGCUUUGCUCUCCCGCGGCGCCCGUUUCGUGGCACAGGCAGCGCUGGGGUGCGGACGUGGGGCUGGAGUUGCAGGGCAGAGAGAGGAAGGUUCGGAGGUUUCUGAAGCAAAACUACUUGCACAUAAUAGUAAUAAUAUAUUGAGAGAAGCAGGAGCCUGGGCAGAGGGAGCCGUGGCAGAGAGCAAGCGCUGAGUUGGGCUCUCCAGGGGCUGUCUGCAGGCUCAGGAACGUGCUGCGGAGUCCUCGCUGAGUCCUUCUGGUUUUAUUUUUUUUUCUCUCCUGUAAAUGGCUCUUGCUUAGGGUGGGGGAAGGAAGGACGCGGCCUCUCCACGCUCCCGGAGACGCACGUUUCUCCCCGGGGCGUGCGGGAGGGCUGGGACGUCCCUUCUUCCUCCCACCUCGCCUGCCUGCCUGGGGCCGUGCGGGCUCAGCGGGGAGGCGUUGUGCCUCCCAGCGCCCGCCGGAGCCCGAUUCCCCCCCCCCGACACUCCCCCUCCCCUCCCCAUCAUAUUUAGGUAGCUCUUUUAGGGAAUAUUUUGGCCCUGAAACGUGCCUCUGGGGCCUCGCGCGUUGAGGCUGCCGGGCUUCGCCGGACCUCGCAGCCGCGGCUCCCCGCGGCUCGGCUGCGGCCCUGGGUGGGGGGCGAGGGAGCCGCAUCGAGCCGGGGGGCUCUGCGUCUCGUAGCCCGCAGGGGAAGGCGGCGAGCGGCCCCUCUCCCCCAUCUCCCUGCUGCACUUUAGCCGCGGCGGAGGGAGAAGGGGACGGGCCGCGGGAGGUGGCCUCGUGGGGACCUCACGCGGGGCUGUGGCAGCCCGGGGCGGGGGGCGGCCCCGGGCCCCUCCUGCCGCCCCUUCCUCUCUGCUGUAGAAAGCUGAUUUCUUUGGCGCUGUCCUGACAAGAGCUUCCAGCGCUUGUAAUCGAUGCUCCCCGCCCUCCCCCACCUUUUUACAGGUUUUUUUCUUAAAUAAAUUAGUUCUGACUUCCA
This is a messenger RNA of Rhea pennata, 2083 nucleotides long. RefSeq names its product NBL1, DAN family BMP antagonist (gene NBL1). The transcript has 4 exons. Bases 316 to 963 code for a protein of 215 amino acids. Gene Ontology annotation, biological process: animal organ morphogenesis. NCBI's taxonomy places the organism in Eukaryota, Metazoa, Chordata, Aves, Rheiformes, Rheidae. The record is from RefSeq and is a predicted model, not a curated record. Gene Ontology annotation, molecular function: BMP binding; receptor ligand activity.